AUGCCUGGAGCCCUUGCCAACUUUAGGCGACGAUUAUUUUCGGAAUCUGCUAUUGAUAAGGAGUACUUUAAACAAAACAUUGAACAGCAACCUGUUCAAGACAUCUCCAUUAAUAUAUUUUAUCAGUCGCGUUCUAUAUCUGUUCUGUUCCUCAUUAUCAUUGGAUUGACAUAUUUUGCUUUUACUAGGCCGGCGGAUCUGCCCUUGAAUGACUGUCUUUUCAAUGGAGCAAUAGUCGCUGUAAUCGUUUUUCUGGUUAUUUCGACUAUGAUUAUGCCUAAUGGACCAUUUACCCGUCCUCAUCCGCUGGUCUGGAGGGUAGUUUUCGGUGCCAGUCUUCUGUACUUCCUCAGCCUUGUUUUUGUCCUCUUCCUUCGUUUGGAAGAUACACGGAAAAUUCUCUUUUAUUUGGAUCCAAGUCUGGAACGUAUGCGUCAUUCAGAUAUUCUGGACAAAGAAUAUGCUGUGAAUUGCAGUCAGGUUUCGUUUGAGCGUGUCUGGAGCCACAUGGAUGUGUUUGCAUUCGGUCAUUUCUUCGGAUGGGUUAUCAAGGCUGUACUGCUGCGUCAUUAUCUAAUUCUCUGGACUUUAUCGAUCAACUGGGAGAUAACAGAAGUAGCCUUUUCGCACAUUCUGCCAAACUUCCAAGAGUGCUGGUGGGAUAGCAUCAUCUUGGAUGUGCUCGUCUGCAAUGGACUGGGCAUUUAUUGCGGCAUGCUUCUGUGCCAGUGGUUCCACGCACGCUCCUAUCAGUGGGAGUCCAUCCGGGACAUUCGGUCAACGAGGGGAAAGCUUAAACGCGCGGUCCUCCAAUUCACCCCUGUCAGUUGGACUCCGACACACUGGUUGGACAGGAAUUCAUCUUUCAAACGCGUUCUACAGCUGUCCGUCCUGAUCUUCUUCUGGCAGGUGGCCGAGUUGAACGUUUUUUGGCUGAAACACGUCUUCAUCGUCAAACCCUCGCAUUUCCUCACCCAGUUGCGCCUCCUAAUCGUCACCCUCUCGUCUGCACCUGCGAUCAGGCAGUUCUACCACUACGUGACUGACGAUCAAGUUACGAGGGUCGGCUCUCAAAUGUGGAUUUUUACUGCUACGAUGAUCCUGGAGACACUGGUGGCAUUCAAGCUUGGGAGCGAGGUGUUCGAGAAGGCGAUCUUGCGAAACGUCAUCUACUGGCUUAUUUGGCUGGUUAUCAGCAGUUAUCUCACCGUCUGGAUCUCCUUGUUGUUCGCGAAGCGCUCGAAACCCAACAUCGAUGAUGAGGGAGACUUCCUCGAAAAACCAACUAUCCCCACUGUCAGCGCCGGGUUGAAAAAGGCGUUGGUCAACGGUGAAGACCGCGAGGUCCGUGAACGAGUUUCCGUCAGCCCCUCGCCACCACCUCGUCGUAUCACAAGGUCACAGAACGCCAAAAAGACCAAUUGA
Molecule: messenger RNA, 1425 nt
Organism: Mesocestoides corti
Lineage: Eukaryota; Metazoa; Platyhelminthes; Cestoda; Cyclophyllidea; Mesocestoididae
Source: the annotation of a GenBank genome assembly